Messenger RNA from Dreissena polymorpha, 1388 nucleotides. RefSeq names its product nuclear receptor subfamily 1 group I member 2-like. Gene Ontology annotation, biological process: negative regulation of transcription by RNA polymerase II; cell differentiation; positive regulation of transcription by RNA polymerase II. The record is from RefSeq and is a predicted model, not a curated record. Gene Ontology annotation, molecular function: zinc ion binding; RNA polymerase II cis-regulatory region sequence-specific DNA binding; nuclear receptor activity. Lineage: Eukaryota; Metazoa; Mollusca; Bivalvia; Myida; Dreissenidae.
AAAGCGCCCAUGACCCUAGUCUUGUUACUGUGACCUGAAUACUUUUCUAGGCGAUUAUAUCCAUCUUGGUAUUAAGGUUAACCGUUAUACCUCAAUAUGCAUGGUGGAUGGGGAUCAUUUCAAGGAGUUUAAAUGGACACGGAAGAACAUCGACUAAGUCCCGAUUCUGUGGAUGGUCCAAUGUUAGCCAAUGAGAAGAAGGACAAGACCUGCCUGGUAUGUGGUGACAAGGCCCUCGGCUACAACUUCAACGCCGUAUCAUGCGAGUCAUGUAAGGCAUUCUUCAGGAGGAAUGCUCACAAGACUAUUCGAGGACGCUGUGAGGGCAAGUGUGACAUCAAUGUGGAGUCAAGGUCAUUCUGCAAGCGCUGUCGUCUCGCAAAGUGCUUCACCAUAGGCAUGAGGAAAGACAUGAUCUUGGAUGACGAUCAAAAGAAGCUACGGAAGCAGAAAAUUCUCAUCAAUAAGUUACGUCGCCAUGGCACUCUACCUCCCGAAGACACAUACGCCGUUUCUGACAACGAUAUAAAGUUCACAUACGGGAUGAAAUACUCUCCUGCAAUGAUGGAAUCUCUCCGCACUCAGUACCCACACCUUUCAGACAAUGAGCUUCACGUUCUGGCAGGUACUGAGCCAGAGCCAAGGACUCUUAAUAGAAAAAAGGAUGAAAGCGACAAGUACAUACCCUGGUGUGAUAUUCAGGAGUCCCUGCAUGACAUUAUUGUUGACAUGGAACCUUCUUACAAAACCAUACUUUUAGAAAUGAACAAAGCUCACGAAGGCUCCGCUUUUCUUUCCAGCACGUCGACCCGUUUGCAGAACUUGCCUACCAAUCCAACAGAAGUGUUCAAUAUUGCAGAUGGUUUUGUGCGCCGAAUUAUAAAGGUUGCAAAACAGUUAGAAUUCUUCAGGGCUAUUGAGAAAGAUGAUCAAAUAGCCUUGUUGAAAGGGUCAGUAGUUGAAAUCAUGAUGCUCAGAUCUGCUGUGAAUUUUGAUUUGAAAACUGAAACCUGGAACUUAAGCACAGCAAGUUGUAUUCAUCGUGACAACAAGGACAGUGCUUCAAACUCUCCCGGAUCUAGGCCAAGUUCAACAUCAAGCUCAGCAGACUUGGGGAGUCCUUCCCCAGGGUUUGACCGGAGGAAAUCCAUUGAUAGGGAGAGAAACACCGGGUUGAAUAUACAGCAAUUAAGGGAAGCGGCUAUGAAAGGUGCUGACUUGAAUACUCUAAGAAAUAUGGCAUCAAAGCAGGACUGGUAGUAAGCUACAAUUGAACAAUACAUCUGUAUUACCAGGCGUGUUUGAGGGGCAAGCGAGUCUAUCACCCAAAGACGAUGCAUCAGGACUGCAAGAUCUGAGGAAUGCAGCCUCUUCAGCUGGGUUAAACA